AUGCAGUCCAAUACAGAUGCCUCGGAAGGAGGAAGCCCGGCCAAUAGUCCCACAAACUACCUAUAUGGCUUUGCCAAAAUAAAACUCCAGCACCUAUCUGGAGAAUAUCGGAAGAAGAACAUGAUAAGGUUCAAGAGAGCUUUGAUAGGAGGCCAAUGCUCUCUGCUCGACCCAGAGCACCAUAUCACCGCCCUCAUCGACAUGAAUACGCUCAAUAAGGGUUUGGAGAAAUCGGGCAUAGAUGCUACCACACUGCUUAAUGCAAUCGAUCCACCACAUCUUUCUCUGGAAAACGCCGUCGUCCUCGCGUGUUUACGAGGGCGAGAUCUCCUGGAGGCAGCUAGGCGCGUACUACCACCGGGCCAAAGGUGGGUAGUUGUAAAAUUAUAUGUUGACAGUAUGUCCUCUCAUGCUAGCUUGAGUCCCAGUCCUGAUCGCUACUCUCAAGGUCUUCCUGUCAUUUUAUGCACCGAAAUCACUGAAAGUUUCUCCUGUGUUGACAGAGUAUCUAAUGUGGAGAUUUUCGGAACCCUUCUACGUGAAUUUUCUGGAAUAAAGUCAACUUUCUGGCGCAGCAGAUUGCCUUCCGAUUCGGAUUUCCAAUAUGUCCAAAGAGUCGCUCAGACCCCCGAGUUACGGGAAUCGUUCAUCGCUCUGAUUCCAUUUCCUGGGCUUUGGAGAACGUUUACUUUUCGGAAGCUAGAGCAUGUUGUGUCCCCUCGGUGCGAUGAGGUAAUGGUUCACUACCUGCGGGAGAUCAUUCGUAUUUGGUCACUCCUAUUGCCCGGUAGAGCGGGUGAGGCCGAUACGCUGUCAGUAGAACUCAUUGAAGGGAAGAUGCCGAAAUACUCAACCCAGGACCGCUCAGAUAUUAUGCGUCUAAUUAACGACGGCACGCUCUUCCCGGAUAUUUCUGAUGUGGAUGAGCGGGAUAGAGUACUGCAGGUCCUGCUUGAAAUUCCUGGCAGGGUCCCGUCCUUGACACUCUUCUUUGAUGACGCAAAAUGCUUCUCCGGGCCCUCCAAGGCUAUGAGGGACCUAUUCUCUGUUGGCCCUAAAACAUCAAUUUAUAGCGCAGCUCUACACCGCUGGGACGGAGGUACCCAGGCUUACAACGUCCAAUUAACCGACAGCGAGUACGAGACUGUCCCUAUCAACGGUAUAGUGCCACCAGAUGAAGCAGAAAGAGCCAUAGCAUCGGUUAGCUUGCUACAAUUAUGGCUGACGGCCUUUCGACACUUCAUCAAUCCUCGGACAGGGAGAACAAGAAAAGUAAAGAACGUUCAGCCUUUGUUUGAAUUACGGGGAGAGCCUGAGCUUGCCAAGUCGGCCAGCAGAUUGGGUUUUACAAUUCCAAAGAAUGUUUCUACUGCAGUCGACUCGGUUUUGCCGGCUUUUCAUUAUACCUUCGAAACGCUCGCAGGUGCUUCUCACAAAGAUCUUGCACGGAAAACCUUGUAUAUGUCAAAAGGGUUUCUACAUAUCUUCGGCGACGGACCCAGAUCCCAUCAGUCAGAUCAGAAAAUCCCUGAGCUUUCUGUGAAAACGGAUAGCCGAAAGUCAAGUUUCCGAGCCGGACGACCACUCAAAGAUGAGUACAUAAAUGACCGAUCGUUCUUCUUUCUUCAACAUAUGGUUUUUAGUGAGGGAGAGAUUUUCCUUUAUCCAAGCUCAUUUGCCGUCAUAAAAGAUAUCUUCUGCUGUUUUUUCGGCCGACAACAUCUUGGAUCUCUCUUGGAUCACGACGCCUCCGGAGCCUCCAACAAAUUCACAUUUGCCGAGGAAGCUCCGCAAGGAGCCAUUACGCCUGGGGCCAUGUUACCAGAAGAACCGCAAGCGUUGGCAGAUAAUACAGAUCUUCAUACUGACCCCGUUGAAAACGGUGAUUCAAUAGCGACAAGCCCAAUAGAACUUGAAGUGCACCCAGAUCCAGGGCCCUCUACUCAGAUUAUGGACGGUGUACAGCAGUCUAUACCUUUAGCUGCAGGUUUUGAAGACGAGCAUAGCAAAGCCCCAGUGUCUCGGAAAGUCCCAAUAUCACUCCAUCGAAGCGCCAUCCAUGAGAUACUACCAUUGUGGUAUCAGUCAGAUAUCACGAAUGUCGUAGUCUUCUACCUGUUCAACUCAAGGGAGUACUACAAGUUUUUUGCCGAGGCAGAAAUGGAAAUGCGACUCGUCCUAAACGACCUCGCCCGUGCCCAUUAUUUCCUCAUCGUCGAUGAAGAAAAAGUCGUCUCUCCAAAUAUGGCAGAUCUAGUCACUGAGGUUCAGCGGACACGACUGCUCUUCGUUGGAGCAAAAUCAAAACCGGGGGAGCUGGAGACCAAGGCAGGGGGGAUUAGCAAGGCUGCUUUGGAGGAUUACAUAUCCAAAUAUGAUGUUCAUACAGGGAAACGACGGUUCGAAUUCGCUCCGGGUGACACUGAUGAUGGAGAGCGACCACACUCAACUAAAAGAAGAAAUUGA
Aspergillus alliaceus is the source of this 2466-nucleotide messenger RNA. RefSeq lists its product as uncharacterized. Bases 1 to 2466 code for a protein of 821 amino acids. The transcript has 2 exons. NCBI's taxonomy places the organism in Eukaryota, Fungi, Ascomycota, Eurotiomycetes, Eurotiales, Aspergillaceae. The record is from RefSeq and is a predicted model, not a curated record.